UUUCUUUACCCCGAGGGUUAUUUAUUUCAGAUUCAAAAUGGCGACCGUGGAUAACAAGGAAAAGAUUAUUCAUCCGAAAAGUUUACAAGAAGCAUUAAAUAUAAUACAGUUUUUGGAAACCACACAUAAGCAAGAAAUCAUAAAAAUGAAAGAAGCAUUUCUUAAGCAAUCAGAAAUAAUAAAAAAGUUAGAAAUAAAUCGAAAAAAUGAACUUGAAUUUUUAACUAGUGAACUCCAAAAAUACGAAAUAAACUUAGCCAUGCGAAUGGAGGCAGUCACCAUACAACUUUCCCAAAAAGACGAAAUUAUAAGAAAACAAGCGGAAAUAAUAGAAGAACUAAAUAAAAAAAUAAAAUCAAACAUUUCAGCGCCUGACAUAACUAUUACGGAUUCAAACUCUGACUCUGGAGUAGCUUUAGACAACGAAGACAAUAUUUCUAAUAAAACCGUUGAAACUAAAACUGAAGUUAAAUCAAAUAGAAAAUGCAGCAGAAAAUUCACAGAUCCCAUAGGUUUUCUUCGAAGAGUUGAUUUUUCCCCUAUGAAAUAUAAGCCAGGCCAUCGAGAAGUUAAUAAAAAGAAAGAAGAGAAUAAGAAACACUUAAAUGUACCCUUUUCAGAAAAUAGGCUCUUAGUUCCACAGUUAAGUAAUGAGAAAGCUACAAGUGAAGAUGAAAGAAAUAUUUCUGAUGAUACAGUUUUAUCGGAUAGUUUAAUAGAACCUGUUAUAAUAAAACCUAAGAAGCUGAAUGACAGUAUGAACAAUCAUUUUUCAGAUGAUGGUAGUGAAGACACCAGUGAGGAAAUUUUCGACAGAGUUAUGAUAAGGAAUAGUGUAAGAAGGUCUGUUAAAGCGAAUCCAAAGUACAAAAAAAUUAGUAGAACGAAAUCAAAACUACUAGAGCAAGUAAAAGUUAAUAUUGGUGAUUAA
Molecule: messenger RNA, 931 nt
Organism: Parnassius apollo (apollo)
Lineage: Eukaryota; Metazoa; Arthropoda; Insecta; Lepidoptera; Papilionidae
Source: the annotation of a GenBank genome assembly